Molecule: messenger RNA, 1035 nt
Organism: Chaetura pelagica (chimney swift)
Lineage: Eukaryota; Metazoa; Chordata; Aves; Apodiformes; Apodidae
Gene: ALG5
Product: ALG5, dolichyl-phosphate beta-glucosyltransferase
Exons: 10
Coding region: 1-1035 (344 amino acids)
Cellular component (GO): endoplasmic reticulum membrane
Source: RefSeq, a predicted model, not a curated record
AUGUCCCCAGAGCCGCAGUUACACGUGGCGGCCUGGGAAUGCCGUGGGUUUCAGCGGAUCGGAGGCAGCGCCAGCGUGUGGGGUAGAAAUGACUCGGUGAAGGGACAGUGGGGCUCGGGUCACGGCUUUAUUUGUGUGAUUGCUCAUGUAACUGCCACAAAAAUGCCAACCCUUAACCGACACGAAAAGGAGAAAUUCUUUGUAAAUGCUGAAGGAAGGAAAGAAGCUGUACCAAGUAUACAUGAUCCCCCUACAAAGGAACUCUCUGUUGUUGUGCCUUCAUACAAUGAGGAAGACCGGUUACCUCUUAUGAUGGAUGAAGCUUUGGCUUAUCUAGAAAAAAGACAGAAACGAGAUCCUUUCUUCACUUACGAAGUAAUAGUAGUUGAUGAUGGUAGUAAAGAUCAAACCACAAAGGUUGCAAUGAAGUACUGCAAGAAAUAUGGAAGCGACAAAGUGCGAGUGCUUUCUUUGGUAAAAAAUCGAGGGAAAGGAGGAGCAGUCAGGAUGGGUGUCUUUAGUUCUCGGGGGAAAAAAAUUCUUAUGGCAGAUGCAGAUGGAGCUACAAAAUUUGAAGAUAUUGAAAAAGUAGAAGAUGGUCUAAAAAAACUUCAGCCAUGGCCUAACCAGAUGGCUAUUUCCUGUGGUUCAAGAGCUCAUCUGGAGAAGGACUCAAUAGCAAAGCGCUCUUACUUCCGAACUCUUCUCAUGUAUGGGUUCCACUUCCUCGUGUGGUUUCUCUGCGUCAAAGAGAUCCGGGACACACAGUGUGGAUUUAAACUGUUAACCAGAGAAGCUGCCUUGAGGACUUUCUCAACUCUUCAUAUAGAACGCUGGGCGUUUGAUGUGGAACUUCUUUAUAUAGCUCAACGGUUGAGAAUACCUAUAGCAGAAGUUGCUGUAAACUGGACUGAAAUUGAAGGUUCUAAGUUAGUUCCCUUUUGGAGCUGGUUGCAGAUGGGCAGGGAUCUUCUUUUUAUACGACUGCGAUAUAUGACUGGUGCCUGGCAGCUUGAAACAAGAAAAUGUAAUUAG